AUGAAAGAAGAAAAGGAUAGUGAAAUAAUUCAAAAUGAAUUGUAUAAAGAAGAUUUAAAUUCUCCUACCAAAAAAGAAUUAAUAGGAUGGUAUCUUCAUAGUUUUGCUGUGGGAGUUUACGAUACUGCUGCGAUUUCAGUGUUUAUUCCUGUAGUCCUAGAAAAACUUGCUAGUCAUGCUGGAUACGAACUAGAUCAAGUAACUCCCUGCAAUAUGACGGUUACCAAUUAUCAUUGUGUUGCAUAUUUCGGUUCAAGCUUUGUUGACACUGAUUCAUAUUCGUUAUAUAUAAUCUCAUUAUCUGUACUUCUACAAGCAAUUUUGUUCAUUAGUUGUGGUUCUCUGGCUGAUCAUGGAAAUUCACGAAAAAAGUUUCUUUUAUCAUUUUCUUUCGUUGGUGCAAUUUCGACAAUUGCUUUUGUAACUAUUGUUAAUCCUCCAUUAAAAAGUUCUGAUACACCUACUACUAAAGUCAGAGAAUUGGAAGACAAAAUUAAUACAAAAUUAUCUUCAUAUUCCGUGGUUGCUGGUCUUAGUGCUGGUUUAAUAAUAAUAUUUGGAGGAAUUGGAAUGGUUUUAUUAGUUAAUGAUGAUAACAGUCCCCUUGGUUACCAGCUUGCUUUAGCGCUUUGUGGUGUAUGGUGGUUGCUUUUUCUUAUUUUUCCUACGAUGUGGUUAACUGGAAGACCCAGACCCCCUUUACCUAAAGGUGUAAAUUAUUUUUUAUAUUCAUGGAAACGUGUAGGAAAAACAUUAAAAUCAACUCGUGAACUUUGGCAAACCAUGAAAUUUCUUUUUGCUUGGUUUUUUAUAGCUGAUGGUCAAAGUACAAUAGUAACUGUUUGUGUUUUAUUUGGUAAAAAAAAUCUUGGGAUGACAGAUGAAGAACUCUUAAUAUUUGCUAUAGAAGUUCCAAUAUGUGCAGUAAUAGGAAUAUACUUAUUACUAUUUAUACAACAAAAAUUUCAAUUAACAACUAAAACAAUGAUAAUAUUAGAAUGUAUUGGUAUGAUUUUAUUACCAUUAUAUGCGAUAUUAGGAUUUUGGUUACCAUUCGGUCUAGUAUAUAAAUGGGAAGUUUGGAUAUAUUUGGCAUUAUUUGGAUUACUUGUUGGUUCUUUACAAAGUUAUUGCCAAGCUUGUUUUGCUGGUAUUUUGCCUGAAGGUCAUGAAAAUGAGUUUUUCUCUUUGUUUCAGAUUACUGCAAAGGGAUCAAGUGGAAUUGGACCUCUCGUGUCAGGUGCUAUCACAAAUUACACACACAAUAUAAGAUUUUGUUAUUGGUUUUUAUUUGCUUUGAUCGCUUUACCUACCUUUAUAAUAGCAACUAUUGAUGUUGAAAAGGGUAAAAAUGAAGCAAAAGAGUUUGUUAGAAAAGAGAAUGAAAUGGAAAAUACUGACAAUAACGACAAUCAUAGCAUAGGCGAAAAAUAA
This is a messenger RNA of Scutellospora calospora, 1434 nucleotides long. The record is from the annotation of a GenBank genome assembly. NCBI's taxonomy places the organism in Eukaryota, Fungi, Glomeromycota, Glomeromycetes, Diversisporales, Gigasporaceae.